This is a messenger RNA of Poecilia latipinna (sailfin molly), 5088 nucleotides long. It is a transcript of the gene trim45, whose product is annotated as tripartite motif containing 45. The record is from RefSeq and is a predicted model, not a curated record. The transcript has 8 exons. Gene Ontology annotation, cellular component: nucleoplasm. Bases 498 to 2267 code for a protein of 589 amino acids. Lineage: Eukaryota; Metazoa; Chordata; Actinopteri; Cyprinodontiformes; Poeciliidae. Gene Ontology annotation, molecular function: protein binding; ubiquitin protein ligase activity; zinc ion binding.
AUAAGCAAAUGUGAAAAGUCCUUUUUAAGUUUAAGGUACUAUGAUUUACACGUCCCUUUUCCAAAUAUAAAAAAAUUGUUCUUUAAUUAAUAUAUUGCAUUCUCUUAUUACUGUUGGAAAUAUUUUAUGACUUUUUAUAAAAUAUUUUGAUAGUAUAAUCUGUCUGAGUCCCAGUUUGGCAGUAAAGACUACAGGAAUGUUUAUGGACCUCCCCGAAUAGCGGAGAGGAGCUUCCCAUUGGUCCGUUAGUUCGUGAGGUGUCAAAUGUCCCAUGCGGCUUUGAACGCAGCUUACUUUACCGAGGAAAAGUGGAUUUUAAUUAGGCAGAAAAGUUUGUAAAAGUAGUUUUAUGACUCGUGUGAGAAAAACAGUUAUUCGGUGCGACUUGCAGAGAACAACAGUGAUAUCGGGGUGAGUUUUUUCUAAACUCUGACAACUCGCUUGAACUCGGUGGGUUUUGCUCUGAUUUUGGCGCAGGAAGUCCCCCAAAACCAACCAUGUCCCAGUCAGAGCAGAAAGAAACCGCAGACAAGCAGACAGUGAGCUCGGAACCGGAACCUCAAAGUGCUUCUGUAAACCCGAGAGCAGUCUGCAGGGUGUGCAAACACUUGUACCGGGAGCCCAAAAUCCUGCCCUGCCUGCACACCUUCUGCUCCGACUGCAUCGGGCAGCUGGAGCCGUUUUCGACGUCUCCGCGGGGCCGCUUCACCGCACCGGAGGGCGGAGGUAGGAGCGGGGAGGCGGCGGAACAGGACCGAGACUCCCUCUCGUUCACCGUGCUCUGCCCAGAGUGUGACACCGAGGUGGAUAUCCCUCGGUCCGGACCGGCCGGACUCAGCACAGACCACCUGGCGCUGGACGAGGUAUUCCUGGAGACCCUGGUGAGCGACGGCCCGCUGGGCUGCGACCUGUGCGGCGAAGGAAGCGCCGAGAGCCGCUGCGAGGUGUGCAGCCUGAACCUGUGCGAGUUCUGCCGCCAGGCGCACAGGCGGCAGAAGCGAACCGCGUCUCAUUCUAUUCAGGCCGUGACGGAGCUGAAAGCCCGCGGUCGUCUGUGCCGCCCCGUCCUCUGCUCCCUUCACCCCGGGCAGGAGCUGAGGCUCUUCUGUCAGCCCUGCGACCUGCCGGUCUGUCUGGAGUGCGCGGCCACGCUGCACCGGGACCACCGCUGCUGUCCGACACACGACGUUAUCGACCGUCAUGGCGACCGGAUACGAGAGCUGGUCAGCGCGCGCCUUCGGCCUCGUCUGGAGCGACUGGAGGACUCGCUGCAAAAGGUGGAAAUUUCUCAAGAAAAUUUGCAGGUUCGAGCAGAUGAAACCGCCAAUCAGAUUAGAGUUUUCGCACGAGAGUACACCAGUGCGGUGGAGGCUCACUGCUUGUCUCUGCUGCGCCGCCUGGAGGAGAUCAGGGUGCAACGCAGAAACCACCUCCACCUGCAGAGGGCGCAGCUGCAGCAGGCCCUGCUGGACGUCAGAGGGAGCGUGGAGUUUGCGGAGCGGCUGCUGAGCUGUGGCUCCGACGCUGAGAUCCUCAGUGCUAAAGGAGUGACCCUGAGGAGACUGACCAGCCUGGCGGAGAGCGGGUACGACCCCCACCCAGCGACGGUCGCCCCUGACGACGGCGGCAGUGUCUGCUUCCUGCCCAGGGAGCCGGCAGGAGAGGUGGAGGGCUACCCGUUGGUGGGCAUGAUCCACUCCAGGACGGUGGACGUCAGCAGGUGCACCGUUGAAGGAGAAGGUCUGCAGCAGGGAACGGUAGCCCAGCGGGGACAUUUUACUCUGGUGUGUCGGGACUCCGGUGGGGAGCGGCUGGCUCGAGGAGGAGAACACGUCCUGGUCAGCAUCGUCCACAAAGAGAAGAAGAACUGCACAAUGGAGACAAUAGUGGUAGACAACAGUGAUGGAAGCUACAACGUCUCCUACAGACCGGAGGAACCAGGAGAGUACUCAGUGUGGGUCUGUGUCAGAGCCCAACAUGUUAAGGGUUCCCCAUUUAUUCUGAAUGUGCAGAGGAAGUUCAGGCAGCACAAAGGGGCUUUUCACUGCUGCUCCUUCUGCUCCAGCGGAGGCGCUAAAGAGGCUCGCUGUGGCUGCCCAGGAACCAUGCCAGGAGGAUUUAAAGGCUGCGGUCACGGCCACAAGGGACACCCAGGGAAGCCCCACUGGUCCUGCUGCGGCAGCACAGCGGAGAAGUCGGAGUGUUUGCCUCAGAGCAUACUGGCUGCAGUUUCCCCUCGUGGACACCUGAGAACGGUGGAGCUCUGAUGGGAAGUGGAGGUGAAACAGCAGCAGGUCAGAGGAUCUGAGAGGUAAAACUCACAGAAGAGUCCAACAAAGAGAGAGCGGGACCGUCAAGCUGCUUUUCAUUUCUUAGGCACCAAAUCAUGAGAAAUACUGGGUAUUAUACAAACAGUGUAACUUUUUAUUUUUUAAAAUAAUCUAAAUUCAAGAAAAAGAUUCUUAACUUGCAGCAUAUUUAAAAACAAUCAUAGUACUGUACAUUUUUAGUGAAAUGGUUCCAUUAACGACUGCAAUAAUCUCAUUGCUUCUACACUAAACAUCUACUCCUUUCCUGGAUUUCCAAGUGUUAUAGCAGAUUGUUUCAGGUGAAAAUACAGAUAUAUUUUAAGUUCUGGAUUUUUUUAAAUAAAAUUAUGCAGGUUACGAGACACAUUUUUCCCAGAAUGAUGAUGAUGGUGAUGAUGUUGAAAAGUAUCUGCAUCUUUAAGCAGUUAUCACAUCAGCCCAUGGGUGUCCAAACUUUUAGUCACAUGGACCAAAAUCGUCAAGUCAAAAGUAUUCACUGGACAAUUAAAAAAAACAAAGCAAAUCUAAAAUCAAGCAAAUAAUGUCAGACAUUUUUUUUGUGUGUGUUAUUCAUUGUAGAUCCAAAACAUAAAAAGGAUUUUUGAUACAUGGAAAGUUUUCCUGACGGCAAUCAGCAAUGAAUGUUGAGCAUUUUUAACUUUCUUGGCCCGCUUGUUGAGGUCUACGUGUACGAGCUCGAAGUUUCACAUGUGUGAAUUACGCUGCUCACUCUGCUGGACUGUCGCACAAGGUCCAUAGGAAACGAAUGGAAUAAAUUUAUAAUGAACGUUUAAAACAAAAUGAAUCCCUCGUCAUUAACAAUAUUUGCGUAUAAACUGUCUGUAUCAAUGGUAAAAAGCAUGGAAAAUACAGGGAUUUGGAUGUUUUUAAUAAUAAUAAAAUUAAAUGUGUUUUUUUUUUAUUUUUUAUUUUUAUUUAAACUUUAUUUUUUUAUCAUUUUUAGGGUUUUUCAGUACACAUUUGGAACAGUCAGAUCCCCCUUUAACACAAAACGCAGAGCAUUCAGUUUGACAGGUGCAGUCAUGUAAUAAUCAACAAAAAGCGGUAAUUACAUCUAUUAACAAUUAUCAUUUGUUAUAGAGGUUUCAGUUUUUUCCAAUAUUUGUUGUAUUUGUGAGUAGCAAGUCUUAAUGAGAAAGUCAGUCUCUCCAUUGUAUGGAUUUCCCCGACUAUCUCUCUCCAUUCCGAGAUCGCUGGCGGUUCCGGGUCCAACCACCUGCGGGUUAUCGCUUUCCUUGCUCCUGCUAACAGUACCAAGAGCAGAUAUCUAUCCGAUUUCUCCAGUGUCUGGGGUAGAUCACCCAGGAGCACCACAGCAACAUCAUAUUGCAGAUUCAGGUUCAUUUUAGCAUUGAUUUCCCCCAUCACCUCCAGCCAAAAGGGUGUAAUCUCUGUACAUUCCCAGAAGAUAUGAAAAUGUCCCGCAGACUCAUUCCCACAGUUCCUCCAACAUUUUGCCUUUUCAGUGUUGUUACAGUGUUUACCUCUAAUGUUCGGUGUAAUAAAAAACGUACCAUACAUUUCCAGGUAAAUUCCUUCCAAAGGCCUGAACUUGAUGUGUGAAUCACAGAGUUACAUAUUUUAGCAUCUUUUUCCCAUUUUACCUUGAUAUAUGUUGUAUCACGUUUCCUUCCCAUUUGCAGGCAUGAAUAUAGUUUGGAUAUUAUUUUUCCAGGGGGUCUUCCGUUACUCGAAGUCUCUUCCUCCUCCAAGCGCUUUAUAGUCUUAUUGUAGUGGUGUCUUAGUUGGAGGUACCUAUAAAAAUCAGGUUUUUCCAAGUUGUAGUUAUUUUGAAGUUGUAUAAAACUUUUUAAUUCGUUAUUUGUAAUUUUCCAAUAGCUUGUUAUGCCUUUUUGUGCCCAUUGAAUCGUGACGGGGGAAAAUCUCUAUCGGAGGCAGGCCAUCUCAAAAUACAGGCAUUUCUUUCAAUUUGUACUUGUUUUGAUAUUUUAUACCAAACGUCCAACGGUACCUUUGUUCCUAAGGGUAUUAGGUCAGAAUCUAUGUGUUUUUAAAUGAGAUAACGAUCUCCGAGCAAGGAUUGUAGGGGUGUGUUGGUGUAAGACAUGUCUAUCUCUUUCCAUUUUGUUUCACAUGUUGGGUCACACCAACCAACCAUCACUCUCAUCUGUGCUGCUCUAUAAUAGUCCUCCAUGUGUGGUAACGCCCAACCACCCUUUUCCUUUGAUAGUUAUAAUGUUUGAAAUCUUACUCUGGGUUUUUGUUUAUAAUAAUUUGAGAUUAUUCUAUCCCAGUUGUGGAAUUGUCUGUCGGGUAUUUUUAUAGGCAAAGCCUGAAAAAGAUAGAGAAGCCUUGGUAAAAGGUUCAUUUUUAUUAUAUCUAUGCGAUUAUAUAGAUUCAUAGUUAACAACGACCAACGUUGCAGAUCCGCCUUAAUCUCUUCUGUCAGUGGGGUAUAAUUGUAUUCAAAAAGGUCGGAUAACUCUGCAGGGAUAUUAACCCCCAGAUAUUUUAUACAUUUAUUGUCCCAGCAGAAUCCGGACAGCUUCUGAAUUCUUAGUGAUGGUUGAUAAUUGAAUGAAAGGGUUUGUGUUUUCUGCAGAUUUAACUUAUACCCAGAGUACAUGCCAAAUAUUUUCUAUAGGGAAAAAAGGUUAGGUAGGCUGGUCUCCGGGUCAGUUAGCGUCAUGAGGAUAUCAUCAGCGUAAAGGCAUAUCUUGUGCUCUGUGCCUUUAAUAUUUACACCCAUAAUAUUCUUGCGUUCUCUGAUGGCCUGCACUAGAGGCUCGAUAAAAAG